AGAAAAUAAAAGCCGCACAAAAACAGCUGUUCAGUUUGUAUCACGCAACAACGAUGAGUCUACUGGUGUCGGCUUUCCAGCGCGGUGUCCGCCGUUUGCCAAGAUGUGUCAGUGUAAUCCACCAGACGUGUCCAGAAUCUGCACAUCAACCACUUCCCGGUGGCAUAACCGUCGAACGCCGGGUUAAUCCCAUUUUUCGGAGACACCUCAGCUCAAUGAACCCGAACGAUUUCAUUGCGGUUUCCUUGAUCGAUUCCAUCACCUUCGAAGCGGUUUGUUCCGACACGCUGGAGUCCUUAUGCGAUUAUUUCGAGCAGCUGGUUGAAGAGGCAGCCUUCCUAAAAUCGGCCGAUAUCACAUAUGGGGACGGAGUGCUGACGGUAAACUUUGGGGAGCCUUAUGGGACCUACGUUAUCAACCGGCAAUCGCCAAACCGACAAAUUUGGCUGAGUUCCCCGAAAAGUGGCCCUAAGCGAUACGACUUCAUUCCGGACAAAUCCAAGGUCAACGAAGGCUUCUGGCUGUACAAACACGACGGAGUUUCACUGCAUGAGCUGCUCCAGAAAGAGAUUGGGGUGAUUGUGCAAAAGGAGGUGGAUUUCCUGUCGCUUCCUCACAGUAAACGGUUGGAUAAUUGAAGGAGUUUUGCGGCAAAAUUGUCGCCAUUAGCAUUAAAUAGAGAUGUUCUUUAAUUUCAGACUCAGCAAAGCUAAAGUACUGAUUAAAUAAUGAUUUUUGAUAGAAAAGUA
This is a messenger RNA of Aedes aegypti (yellow fever mosquito), 749 nucleotides long. RefSeq names its product frataxin homolog, mitochondrial (gene fh). The record is from RefSeq and is a predicted model, not a curated record. Gene Ontology annotation, cellular component: mitochondrion. The transcript has 2 exons. NCBI's taxonomy places the organism in Eukaryota, Metazoa, Arthropoda, Insecta, Diptera, Culicidae. Gene Ontology annotation, biological process: iron incorporation into metallo-sulfur cluster; intracellular iron ion homeostasis. Gene Ontology annotation, molecular function: ferroxidase activity; ferrous iron binding; iron chaperone activity. Bases 54 to 638 code for a protein of 194 amino acids.